AUGACCGAUGGCAAUAUUGGAGGAGUCGGUAGCGAAACCGAAAUUAUCGGUAGCGCAUCUGAAAUUAUUAAAGAUCGUCUCUAUUUCGCCACAUUACGCAUAAGACCAAAAUCAACUGUCCAUACACAUUAUUUUUCUAUUGAUGAUGAGUUUGUUUACGAAAAUUUUUAUGCAGAUUUUGGUCCACUCAAUUUGGCUGUCGUUCAUCGAUAUUGUACAAAACUUAAUAAGAAAAUUAAUAAUCCAAGUUUGUUACAUAAACGUAUUAUUCAUUACACAUCAUUCGAUCCAAAAAAACGAGCUAAUGCUGCGUUUUUAAUUGCUGCUUAUUCAAUUAUUCAUCUAAAACGAACACCGGAAGCAGCCUAUAAACCAUUAAUAAAUGGUAUUAAUGCUGCACAUCCAUUUUUACCUUUUCGAGAUGCAUCACUUGGUUCAUCUUCAUAUAAUCUAACUUUACUUGAUACAAUACAAGGCCUUUAUAAGGCAAUACUUCAUGGUUUUUUCAAUUUUGAAAACUUUGAUCUUGAUGAAUAUGAAUAUUAUGAAAAAGUUGAAAAUGGUGAUUUAAAUUGGAUUGUUCCUCAUAAAUUACUUGCUUUUUCAGGUCCACAUGCUAAGAGUAAAAUUGAAAAUGGUUAUCCAUUGCAUGCGCCCGAAACUUAUUUCACCUAUUUUCGAAAACGUAAUGUAGCAACAAUUGUACGAUUAAAUAAAAAAAUUUAUGAUGCAAAACGUUUUACUGAUGUUGGUUUUGAACAUUAUGAUUUAUUUUUUUCUGAUGGUAGUACACCGAGUGAUGCAAUUACAUUAAAAUUUUUAACCAUUGCUGAACAAGCUAAAGGUGCUGUUGCCGUCCAUUGUAAAGCGGGUCUUGGUCGAACGGGUACACUAAUUGGAACAUAUUUAAUGAAAAAUCAUCAAUUUACAGCAGCUGAAGCUAUUGCUUGGUUAAGAAUAUGUCGACCUGGUUCAGUUAUUGGUCCACAACAAAAUUAUCUUGAAGACAAACAAGCAUGGCUUUGUUCAUUAGGUGAUGCAUAUCGAAUAAAAGAUCGGCCACGAUAUACGUCAACUGUUAGUACGAAUUCUAUGGAUACAAAUACACAUAAUCCACUUCGAUAUUCAAUUAGUAAUGUUAUUGGAGAUUACAAUAAUAUAGAAGAAGAAAAAGAAGAAGAAAUAACUCAAGGUGAUAGAUUGAACGAAAUCAAAGCACGACGUAUGCAUCAUCAACAUCCAACAUCAUCAACAAAUGCUAAUGUUACGUCAAGUCUUACAUGUACAUACUGUAUGAAACUUUAUAAAUCAUUAUCGACACUUAACAAACACAUUAAAAAUCAACAUUCUCGAACGACUAAUCAAAAGAAUAAUAAUGGUUAUCAAUCAUUAAUGACAUGUAAUAAAUGUAUUCAUAAAAAAUUUCCAUCAAAAAAAUCAUCACAAUUACAUCAAAGUCAAAUGCAUAACAACAAUAAUUCUAUCAUCAUUGAUGAUAAAAAGGAUAGAUUUGAUCCAUCAACAUCAUUUAAACGUCCACAUACAACAUUAACUUCUGCAAUUAGUGUGCCAAUUCAUGGUAUGUCAUCAGUUGAUGCACGUCGUACUUAUGCACCAAUGUCAAAUAUGCCGUCCAAUGUUCUUAUAAAUACUACAACACGAAAACCUCGUUCAUACAUUUCAUCAACAACUUCAGUAAUGAAAACGUACGUAUUAACUUCUUUAGAAAAUGUCAUAUUUAAUCAAGUAAAAGAGCCUAUUUAUUUAUAA
This is a messenger RNA of Rotaria sp. Silwood2, 1770 nucleotides long. NCBI's taxonomy places the organism in Eukaryota, Metazoa, Rotifera, Eurotatoria, Philodinida, Philodinidae. The record is from the annotation of a GenBank genome assembly.